CAUUAUUGUUUCUUUAUGAAAUUAUGUGAUUAUUAUAGAGUCCGUUUGACUUUCAUUAAAAAAAAAACACAAAUCUGAAGCUUUGAGGUUUAUGACACUAAAUUACUUGAAGUGUGCUGUGUAUUGUGAGACACGUUAUUGAGAUGUGGAUGAUGUUUUUUGUACUUUAAUCCGAUCUUAAAUGAAAGACUCCAAGAACAGUUGUGUUGGGGAAAGGAAGACUUUAGUGAAACUUGUAGGUGGGGACACAUGUAUGAGAGUAGCAAUGAUCUAGCUAACUAACUUUCUUCAGCUCUCAUUGAUGAUUAGAACAUAUAUCGAGUCACUGUUCACUUGGUUGUUUUAUUGUCUAUAGUCACUAAGACAGCUCUUCAUUUGUUGACUUUUUUUUAUUAACAAAUGUCUAUUUGCUUGUAGCCGUGAGAUGUUUGAUAAAUGGGAAGCUCAAGAAUGGUGGGGUGAGAAUUUUGAGAAGGUCAUGGAGUUAUACAAUGUGCAGCAACUUAAUCAGCAGAGUGUCCCUGUUCCAACCGCUCCUCCUAGAUCCAAAGAUGAGAGCUGCAGCAAGAACAGUCCUGCAACUCCACCUCUAAACAAAGAAUGUCCUGGAGGAAAAUGCUUACUCACGGCUAACCAAGCAAGAACACAAACACAAAGUCGGUACCACCGUGAUUCGUCUGGUCUUGCAACGACGCCAAAGCUUUCUAGCAUGAGUGGGACCCGAACCGAGACAUCAUCGGUUGAUAUGUCUGCAAGAAGUAGUGGCUCAUCAAGGGAAGAAGAAGAAGAAGAAGAAGAAGAUGGAGAUUAUUCAAUGGAGGUCUCGGUAAGUAAUGCAAGUGACAUGGAAACAGAAUGGGUGGAACAAGACGAAGAUGGUGUUUAUAUCACAAUCAGAGCUUUACCAGAUGGGAGUCGUGAGCUUAGACGUCUUCGGUUCAGCCGAGAUAAGUUUGGAGAAACAAAUGCAAGAUUGUGGUGGGAAGAGAACAUAGCUCGGAUUCAACAGCAGUACUUAUGAUGAUGCUCUCUGCAACAAGAAUCUGACAAAACACAAUCAAAAAACUUUUUAUUUUUUUUUUCAAAAAAUGUUUUUACGUGUAGAA
Molecule: messenger RNA, 1106 nt
Organism: Brassica oleracea var. oleracea
Lineage: Eukaryota; Viridiplantae; Streptophyta; Magnoliopsida; Brassicales; Brassicaceae
Product: protein Brevis radix-like 2
Exons: 3
Coding region: 425-1021 (198 amino acids)
Source: RefSeq, a predicted model, not a curated record